This is a messenger RNA of Talaromyces atroroseus, 3669 nucleotides long. RefSeq lists its product as hypothetical. Lineage: Eukaryota; Fungi; Ascomycota; Eurotiomycetes; Eurotiales; Trichocomaceae. The transcript is spliced from 4 exons. Gene Ontology annotation, biological process: mitochondrial proton-transporting ATP synthase complex assembly; mitochondrial gene expression; mRNA stabilization. Gene Ontology annotation, cellular component: mitochondrion. The coding region runs from base 1 to 3669 and encodes 1222 amino acids. The record is from RefSeq and is a predicted model, not a curated record.
AUGGCUGCAGCUGCUCUUGUGAGGAGCGUGAGGUGUCAUGCCUGCCGUCAUGAUGUUCUCCAGUCAUUCGUACGGAUUUCAGGCCUUCCGGUUGCGCAGAGCUUGCGACUGCCAAACGAGCCGCAAACCAGACGGUUUUUCACUGGCCCGAAUCUUUGGAUCGAGUCGUCACAUUCAAAUUCGGAAGAGAAUGACAGUAAGGAGUCGAGUCCAAAUGCCUCUGCGUUAGACGAGUCCACGAAAUCAUCUCCAUCUGUGCCGUGGUAUCUGCAACUGGAUUCCGCUACCGAGCCCGUCCACCCCGUGGCAAAACGGCAGGAAAUUCCAGCUGUUCCUGAAAAUGCACCCCCUAUUACACAUGAUAUGCUGCAACAUCUCGCUACAGAGAUUGGCUUAGAUGACAUGGCUUUACUUGAUCUACGAGGAAGAGAUCCUCCACCGGCUUUGGGAGGCAAUCUUAUCAUGAUCAUUGGAACUGCUCGGAGCUUGAAACAUUUGAAUGUUUCGGCAGAUCGAUUCUGCCGGUGGCUGAGAUCUACAUACAAACUCAGACCCUACGCUGAUGGGUUGCUAGGCCGCAAUGAGCUAAAGAUCAAGCUAAGGCGGAAGGCUCGUCGUGCCCGUCUUGCAAGCAGUUCUGGAGCUAUUGCAGACUCAUCAGAUGAUGGUAUCACAACUGGCUGGAUAUGUGUCAAUGUGGGUAGUGUGGAUGACCCAAGUGCGAGCCAGAAUCUCAGAGAAGGGGGCUUCGAAGGAUUUGGUAAAGUCCAAGGGGGCACGAGGAUUGUCGUUCAAAUGUUCACGGAGGAGAAGAGAGCAGAUGUUGAUUUGGAACAGCUCUGGGCUCCAAAGCGGGACACGAAAACUUCAAGCAACGAAGCGAGAAAUGAAUCCAUAGUUGAAGAAGAGCACCAGGUUUGUUCUUCUGAAUUCGAUAUGACCACCGAGCACAACUCUAACCAAAAAAUACCAAAUGUUCCCAGGCCACCAUUUCACUUAACAAUUGAUCAGAGACGGAGCUUCGCUACUCACUGCGGGAGAAGAAACUUUUACGUUCAGCACAAUUUAAGCCAAGAUACAUACCGAGAUACCAAUCUCGUCGACAGUGACACACACCAGCAGGAUCUUUCGUUACAAAAAAUAUCGCUCUAUCUUAAGAGACUUUCAUCUGAAGAUGUUAUUGAGAAGUUGGGAAGUGGGCCGGAAGACAAGAGCUCAACUGAAUUCUUGCAAAACUGUUAUUCGUCUGUUGGCACUGGGUCCGAUUACUACGAAGACCACAGCUUGCGUUUGGUACUUGCUGCUGCAGGGGUAUCUGCCCAGCAUCCAAAUUAUACGAAGGAAUAUCUGUGGGCUUCAUUCUUGGAACACACCGGCUCCGGAUUUAAGUUGAACCACGAUAUAGCAAUUGACAUAGCAUCCGCUUUUCUUGUUCCACGCUUAGGAGGGCAGAAUCGAGAGAGAACUUCCUCUGAUUUGGUAGACUUUGACAUUGAAUCUGCGUUGCGUGUUUUGGACUACCUUUCUCUUGAAGGGGCAGACAUGAUGACGAAACAGCAGGUUUUCAAUUUGAUCUACAGAACUUUGACCCUGAGGUUGCUAAAUGAGGAUGCUGGAUCUAUCCAGGAGAAGGCGCUUCGGAUGCGAAGUUUGAUGACAAUUCUCGAGAUCCCUUGGACAGGCGACAUUGCCCGAGAAACCAUGCAACUUAGAUUGAUGGUUGGAGAUGUGGAUGGCUUCUACGAAAUCUGGCACGCCAUUCCUUUCCAUGAAAGCUCUAGGACUGCAAAGGAUUAUGAGUUGCUCUUCCGAGUUCACGCCGAAGUGGGAAACCCAGUCUAUGCUCGGAAGUGUUUGGCGGAUUGCACUUUGAUGAUGGGAAGAGAAGAGCCUCCAAUCAAGCCACAAGCCGAUCUUAUUUCUGUGGUCGCAAGAUGUGCACAUGUCGCAGGUUAUAGUUCUUCUGAUUUCCAUCUGACAUCAGUUUCAGACGAAUGGCAGGAAGCACAUCCGCUCAUUGCGAAGGAAAUGGAAUCUCUCGAGCAGUUGGCCCGUUUCCAUACUAGUGCAUAUUGUCCGCGGACCUCGGCUCACGCCACCAUCAUUCUUACAGUCAGUCACUCAUUGCGAGAGAGACAGCAAUCGACCACAUCACAGCUAUCACUUGUCGUCUACGUGGUUGAUAUAGCUCUAUAUUUCCUGAUAAUCCUGCAAAGUGAAGUUGACGACUUGAAGCCGUCGCUUUUCGAGCUUCUUGCUGAAGAGCAGCUAUCAUCCCUUCUUCCUCCAUCAAUCCGCUACUUGCUCGCUGUUGCGACGCAUAGACACCCGCGGUAUCUGCUCCGAAUACUUAACAAUUUCGACGAGCUCUACGCGCUUUUGUCGCUCGUGGUCGAGCGAUACUACCUCCGUACAUUCGGCGGUUCAUUCACGGAAAAUUUCUAUUCCCUGAAGCGCGAACGCGUCUUAUUCACGAAAAAUGGCGAGAUACCCCGUGCGCAGAUGGGCGCUGCGACAGCAGUGCGCGAAACCCUGAGACUGCGGACGUCUGACGUCUGGAAAAACCUGGCUGUCAUGGUCGGGCUGCCAUAUAUCAAACGCAAGCUCGAUGAAAGCUACGAUAUCCAUGUUGUGCCUCAAUCGUCGUCCCUGCUCGGUGGCCCGAGGUACAAUCCACACGACGACUUGCCGCCCAAUCCGACGAUAAGACAGCGUCUGAUGUUUUAUUAUAAAUGGUUUCUUCGAAACGUAUAUCCCUCGGUGAACGCGGCAUACUACUUCUCCAUCCUGGCCUUCAACUUGGCCUAUCUCUUCGAUAACACGAAAUAUUCUUCGCCCUUCCUAUGGCUUAUUGGCACACGCAUUCGCCGGCUAGGCUCAGCCGACCACCGCGCCAUUGCAAUGGCCAUGCAGCCAAAGCCCGGCAGCAAAAUAACUCCACGCCCUGGAUCCGGGCUGCUAGGCCUGCUCAGCCCGCAAAAUAUAUAUCCGCAGCUCCUACAAUCUUUACGUUUCUUCCUCCCAGCAUCAAUAUUUGCGCUCAAGUUCCUAGAGUGGUGGCAUUCCAGCGACUUUUCGCGACAACUAGCUCGAAAAGUCACCGAGACUCUCGACUUGCCUGCCCCCGUGGUCACUGGAAUGAUUGAUCCGUCUCUUCGAAAAUCGAAAACAUCCCCCUCCUCCUCCUCAUCACCAUUGAGCCUGAAACCAGCCCUUAAAACCUCACCGUCUCGGCGCCAACCACCCAUCUCAUCGACCUCGUACCUCCCCAUAUUCACUGUUCCAAUACCAACACCAGACUCGGACAAUGCAGGCGCAUGCCCCAUCUGUCUCAACCCUCUCACAAACCCGACGGCAUGCCAGACCGGCUACGUAUUCUGCUAUGGCUGUGUCUUCCGCUGGUUGAACGGUGAGCACGAGCGACAAAUAGAUUUCAUGAAUGGGGUAGAUGGCGGUGCAGCUUGGGAUGAUGAUGAUGACAUAGACGACUCCGCGGAAGAUGAUAACAGCCCUCAGUCAGGGGGGCAUGAUAAAUUAGACCAAGACGACGCUCGCACCGCGUCGAAUAAGAGUCGACAAGGGAAAUGGGAGAGCGGCAAGGGACGGUGCCCUGUGACGGGGAGGAGGGUGUUGGGUGGAACCGAUUGUUUGAGAAGAGUUCUAGUUUAA